AUGCCCAACAUCCGGAUCUUGCGCGACAUGCGCGCGCGCCAGGGCGUCUCCGAGAACGAGAUCGUGCGGCGCGCCUACCUCUUCGUCGCGCGCAACCAGAGCCUGCCGCCGCAGGUGCGCUACCAGGCGCAGCUCCAGCUGAACACCUUCGGGCGGUACACGCGCCCGACCACCGUCAAAAACCGCUGCUCCGAGUCGGGCAGGGGAAGGGGCGUCAUGAGCGAGUUUAAACUGUGCAGGGUACAAUUUCGACAGAAAGCUCUCGCUGGAGAGUUGCCCGGCGUGCACAAGGCUUCGUGGUAA
Molecule: messenger RNA, 303 nt
Organism: Heterobasidion irregulare TC 32-1
Lineage: Eukaryota; Fungi; Basidiomycota; Agaricomycetes; Russulales; Bondarzewiaceae
Exons: 2
Coding region: 1-303 (100 amino acids)
Biological process (GO): translation
Cellular component (GO): ribosome; mitochondrial small ribosomal subunit
Molecular function (GO): structural constituent of ribosome
Source: RefSeq, a predicted model, not a curated record